AGGAGUCUACAUAUAGAGUCCCAUGAAAAUAUAGCUAACGCUGUAAUAUCAAAAUAAGCCAAAUGCCAGAAUUUGAUAUCUAAAUUUAAGUUUCAAAAAAUCGUGUUCAACAUGAUAAAAAAAACUGCAAUACUCGGUCCGAAAUCUUUUACACGAGUUUGUCAACUACGAUGCCUGUCGCAAUUAGCAGCAAAACGACAGGAAAAUGCAGCUGAAAAAAUGUUAGCAUGGCAAAUACAUUCUUAUGGUAGUUUAGAUGAAUUGAAAUUAUCAAAAGCUAGAUUGCCAGUACUUGUGCGACCUUCUGAUGUUAUAAUAAAAGUGGAUGCUGCUAGUGUUAAUCCAAUUGAUGUAGCCAUGGUUUAUGGAUAUGGUUCAAAAGUAUUGAAUGUUAUGCGUAAAGUAAAGGGUUGUGUGGGUAAACCAUACAGUGAUAUUGAGUUUCCACUAACAAUGGGCAGAGACUUCGCCGGAACUGUAGUUUCUAUAGGGCAUGGAGUUGAUAGACUCAAAAUAGGUGACGAAAUUUGGGGUGUUGUUCCUAUAGAGCAACAAGGAUGUCAUGCUAAUUAUGUUAUGGUCGACAGCUGUUUGGUCAGUCCUAAACCUAAAAAUAUAUCUCAUGUUGAAGCUGCUAGCAUAUUAUAUGCUGGAUUGACUGCAUGGUCUGCAUUGUGGUACACUGGUGGACUUUGUUACAAAACAGUUAUUCCUUCACAAAUGUACAAAAAAAUUUUAGUUCUGGGUGGCUCAGGAGGUGUUGGAUCUAUAGCCAUUCAACUUUUAAAAGCUUGGAAUAUGCAAGUAACUACAACUUGCAGCAUUGAUGCAAUAGAUAUGUUGCAAGAGUUAGGUGCAGAUGUAGUUAUAAAUUACAAGGAAAGUGAUGCAGAUUCAAAAGUUAUUGCAGAGGGGCCGUAUGACAUUAUACUUGACUGUGCUAAUCAAGGGUUUGAAAAUAUGAAAUCUAAAGGCUACCCUCAUUCCAACUAUAUAACGUUAAAUUCACCACUCUUAAAAAAUUUUGAUGAGCAUGGUUUACUGUUGGGAGCUAUAAAAAAUUUUGGUGAUUUGUUCAAGCAGAAUAUACCAAUCAGUGAAAAGCAAAGCUUUGUUAAAUGGGGAUUUUUCGCGCCAUCUCCAACAGGAAUCAAAGUGAUCGAAGAGCUUGUGGAAGCAAAAAAAAUAAUUCCAGUUAUUCAAGAAAUUUUUCCUUUUGAUGCCUUACCUAAAGCUUAUGAAAGAGUAAGUGAGGGCCAUUUAAGAGGAAAGGUUGUGAUUAAUAUGAGGUAAAAAGUUGUGUUGACUAUAGUGUGUUUGAAUUAUUUUUAUAUUAAAUUAAUAUCUAGCUUUUAUUUGU
Messenger RNA from Phymastichus coffea, 1360 nucleotides. RefSeq names its product reticulon-4-interacting protein 1, mitochondrial. The record is from RefSeq and is a predicted model, not a curated record. Gene Ontology annotation, molecular function: oxidoreductase activity. Gene Ontology annotation, cellular component: mitochondrion. The coding region runs from base 112 to 1293 and encodes 393 amino acids. The transcript has 7 exons. NCBI's taxonomy places the organism in Eukaryota, Metazoa, Arthropoda, Insecta, Hymenoptera, Eulophidae.